AUGGCGCCAUUGCUGCGUCCUGCAAUGUUGGAACAUAUACCAAACAGCUUAAUUUCGUGGCUCCAUAUAUAUUUGAUUUAUUGUGUUUCCUUUUUGGUAUAUGAAAUGGAGCUCCAGCUUGGCCUGGCCCUUCCAGUUCAUCACAGCAAUCCAGUAAAGGGUUUCGACCUAAAUCAUGAGUUUAUUAAUGGAUCCAAAGAAGCGGCUCUACUCCUCAGCUCGGAGCCAUGGAGCUAUGGGGGUUGUUUGGGUACCCAAAAAUGCUUUAAAAACAAACGUACUUCCGAUGAGGCCUUUGGAAUGAUUGGAGACUUGCCACCACCAUUCCCCCUCAUGCUGUGGAAUGGCCACCCAAACGAGGACGAUGAUCGCAAAGCCCAAAAGCAUAGAACCUCUUGCACCAUUCACAAGAAAGAAUUGGAAGAAAAUCAUGUUGUGGGGUGGCCUCCCAUUAAAUCAUGGAGGAAGAAACAGCUCCAUCAGCAUCAAGGAGGGCAGCAGAUUAAGAAUGACCCAACGGCUAGGAGAACUGGUGGAUCAAACUCAUUAUAUGUGAAGGUCAAGAUGGAGGGGGAGGCAAUAGCAAGAAAGAUUGAUCUAAGGCUCUAUCACUCCUAUCAGACGCUCACCAACACCUUGAUCAGCAUGUUUGCUAAAUACCCAAAAAUGGAUAAAGAUGGUGCAACCUAUACACUCACCUAUCAAGAUGAUGAAGGCGAUUGGCUGCUUGCAGGAGAUGUUCCUUGGCAAACUUUCAUUGAGUCAGUGAAGCGUUUGGAGAUACUAAGGACUGGGGGUUGAGGUGGAUAAUAAUAAUAUUGCUAUUGUGGAUUUGAUUUUUCUUAAUUAUGUAAUAGUUUAGCAAAAGCAUAUUAUGGAGAUGUUGUAAUAAUUAAGUGAUUGCUAAAAAAUAUAUAUAUAUAGCUUCUGCUAUAUAUCCAGCAGAAAAGAAAAGGAAAAUGGAGAGACGAAGCACAAUUGCUUGUUUAUCAGCCAUUUGUAUUAAUUGCUUGGAUUUUAAGUAACCAAAAGAAAAACUAUAUGUGAUGUUGAA
Corylus avellana is the source of this 1054-nucleotide messenger RNA. RefSeq names its product indole-3-acetic acid inducible 29 (gene IAA29). Gene Ontology annotation, biological process: regulation of DNA-templated transcription. The record is from RefSeq and is a predicted model, not a curated record. NCBI's taxonomy places the organism in Eukaryota, Viridiplantae, Streptophyta, Magnoliopsida, Fagales, Betulaceae. Gene Ontology annotation, cellular component: nucleus.